Messenger RNA from Myxocyprinus asiaticus (Chinese sucker), 1811 nucleotides. RefSeq names its product surfactant protein Bb (gene sftpbb). The transcript has 10 exons. Gene Ontology annotation, biological process: sphingolipid metabolic process. The record is from RefSeq and is a predicted model, not a curated record. Bases 163 to 1128 code for a protein of 321 amino acids. Lineage: Eukaryota; Metazoa; Chordata; Actinopteri; Cypriniformes; Catostomidae. Gene Ontology annotation, cellular component: lysosome.
AUCAAAAACACAAGUGACUUUCACAUGGGAAUGAUUCUUGAGUUGUUUACCAUAUAUGAACAGAGACAACCCCCUGAACUGCAUCAGUUUUAAGAUAUAUUGACUGCAGUGGAAGAACACUCUUUACUCCAGAUCAAAACCUUCUCCGAAAGCAUUUCUACAAUGCAGACAAUGGAGUUUGCCAUCUUAUCUCUUUUUGUGUUCACUUCUACUCUGUCUUCAGGAUGGGCCAGACGUGUGGAAAUCGAUCUUCACCGCACCACACCACAAACAUCUAGCCCUCCAAUGAUGAAUAACAUGUGCAGUGAUUGCAACAGGAUUGUACUGUCAUUAAGGGAAAUGCUCUCCAAUCAAGACUCACAGCACCUUAAUGAAGAAGCUCUCAACAAGUUUUGUUAUGAAUUCCCCACUAUGCUUUGGUGCACGGAUGGAGCGAAUAAAUAUCGACAUCUGGUCAUACAAUAUUUCGGUGAAUUGGCAAAUCACAAAGAAGGUGACAUAUGUUCACUGUUGGGACUAUGCAGCAUCCGGUCAGAGAGAAAAGUGCUGACUGUUGGUCUGAAUGAGUCUGGUUUCCUUUAUGCAAAACCCUUCAGAGGAACUAGUGAAGAGGUUCAUGUAAAUCCAAUCUGCACCUUCUGCCUGUUCUUAAUAAAGACACUGGAGAACAUGUUGCCAAAAGAAAGAACUGAAGAGGCUAUAGUGAAGCUUCUGGAGAAAAUAUGCGACUAUUUGCCUGCACAAUAUAAGGACACGUGUGACCGCUUUAUAGAAACAUAUGGAAAGAAGAUUAUUGAUCUUCUAAUUUCCUCCGCUCCUCCACAUACCAUCUGCACUUUGCUGGGGCUGUGCCUGUUCCCAGAGACACCGAUACUGCUACCCACUGUGCAAACAGACUGUGAUUCCUGUAAGAUACUAGCAGUUUUGUCCCAGUUGCAUUUGGGCCACAACAUCACUGAGAUCCAGACCUCUGCCCUUCUGCAGAAGAUAUGCCACCUUCACCCAAAUGCUAUUCCUCAAUGUGACGGAUUCGUGAAGAUUCAUGGCCUAAGGGUGCUGAAGAAUCAGGCAAAACAACCAGCCAUUACUGCAUGCCAGGAGGAUUACCUUUGCAAGGGACGCAACUGAUUCCAGUUCAUAAAGUACAACAACUAUUCUUCAGUUUACCUGAUCAAACAUCGUCCUUCCACUUGAGUAGUAUAAAAGCAAGGGACAUUAUGAGACGUUCUACUACACUUAAGCGCACAAACAGGACUUUUAAAUAGCCUUCAAAUGAUCUUUACACACCUAUCAGUUUUUAAUGUGAGCAUAUAAAUGUUCUUUCAUGUCAAAGGUCAUUUCCCAACUCUGAACAAUACUGAGAUGUUCUAUCUUUACAAAAGCGUGUUUACAUGCAUGUUUUAAAUUGAUUAUGCUUAACAAGCCGACAACGUGAGGUCGUGUAAACGGCUUUCCUUUAAUCAGAGUAAGGCCUUGAAGGUGCGAUUUUAACAGUUCUAGAACUUCACAUAGCAAAAAGCAACAUUAACAAAAUAGCGUUCUCAAACUUAGCAUGUACUGACAUUUGUCAAACUGACCUCAGCCAAUUCAACAAUUGCAUACAGCGCCGAUCGGCACAGCCUAUUUUUUACCCAUUACUCGAUAAGGAUAUAGCUGCUGCAGGCAAAGCUCCGAAAGGGGGCUGCAGCUCAAACCACCAGCAAAAAUAUAGAGAGCCCCUAACCUAUAAGUGUGGUGUCGCAGCCUUUUGGAUUUGACCCCGCCCCCUUCUGGAGUAACCCCGUCCGCUUUUGGAGAUUCUAAAUAAAUUU